Messenger RNA from Phytophthora sojae, 522 nucleotides. RefSeq lists its product as hypothetical. The transcript is spliced from 5 exons. Bases 1 to 522 code for a protein of 173 amino acids. Lineage: Eukaryota; Oomycota; Peronosporomycetes; Peronosporales; Peronosporaceae. The record is from RefSeq and is a predicted model, not a curated record.
AUGGCGCAGGCAACUAUGGCGGCGGGGGUAAUUAUGGCGGUGGUGGUAAUCGUCCAUACGGUGGUGGUGGCUAUGAUGGUCAAAAUGCAGGGAAUAUCGGUGGUGGGCGCUGAUGGGUCCGGCUCAAAGGCGCAGAACCAGAAGAAGAAGAAGAAGAAGAAGAAGGUAGACAUCAAGAAGGAGGUGUCAGUGCACGAUGACACUAGCAGUGAUGAAGACGAGGAACUGAUAGGCAUGGUGCAGAAGAACGAGUUGCAGAGCAAUCCGAGCAUGUGGAUGCUGGACUCGGGUAGCAGUACGCACGCAGUAGAUGAGCAGGCUGAGGCGGACGCAGUGAUGAUGAUGGCGGUAAACGCCGAUGCCAACCCUCUCAUGCGGUGGCAUGAGCGUUUCGGACAUUUGAAUGUGGCUGCAAUCAAGCACAUGAUGGAGACGGGUAAGGUGUCGGGCAUGGAUAUCCCGAAGGAGUUGCUCAAGAAGAAGUUCACCUGCCUCAGUUACGAAGGUUCCCGCUACAAGUGA